Molecule: messenger RNA, 1941 nt
Organism: Actinia tenebrosa (Australian red waratah sea anemone)
Lineage: Eukaryota; Metazoa; Cnidaria; Anthozoa; Actiniaria; Actiniidae
Product: cation channel sperm-associated protein 4
Biological process (GO): flagellated sperm motility; sperm capacitation; transmembrane transport
Cellular component (GO): CatSper complex; acrosomal vesicle; membrane
Molecular function (GO): voltage-gated calcium channel activity; calcium-activated cation channel activity
Source: RefSeq, a predicted model, not a curated record
GCGUCUAUAAGUACCUGUGACAGCUGACUUCACCCAAGAUGAAUCUUAUUUUGAUUAUCAGGAUCAAUCAAAGUCAUAGAAAAUACUGGUAUUAUCAUAUUUUUGUGAGCAGUUGGAACCGGAAAUACGUCACAACUCAACCAUCUAUAGCGGGCUCCCUGUGUCGAGCCCUGUGAUUGGCCAGACAUACCAAAGGCGCCAUUUUGAUUUUUCAUUGUCGUGUUUCCAUCAAAACAACAACAACAAAACAAGACUUCAAUACUUUUAUACGAGAUGGAAGGAAAAGUUAGUGAUAAUGAAUAAAGCCUCAAAAGGAUUAAAUGAGAAUGAGACUGAGGCAUCSACAGUUCAAGAGAGUGAAAAAACACAGCCUGCUGGAAAAUCACUUAAAAGUACGGUUGAUAGAGUACGGCUUAGACUCAAGGUAGCAAGUGUUCUUGGUGGAGCAUUACAAAAGGAAGAGGAUGACAAGGAUAUUGCCAGAGAGAAAGAAUUUCAUGCAGUGUUUCAUGCUAAACAAAAUCAGGAAGAAGACCCUCUGCUGCAGAAUGAAAAUGAUGAAGAAAACAUGUGGGACAUAGUAGACAUGGAUGAAGAAGCUAUUGAAGAAUAUGCGUCCAAUGAACUAGUGGGUCAAUUCCUGUCUAACAAAAUGUUCAGGACAGGAAUUCUGGGGAUCAUUUUGUUUAACAGUCUGCUGAUUGUUGUGGAAACAAAUGAAGAAUUGGAAAAGGAGUACAAUCAUUUGUUUUCUGUGCUUGAUCAGUGUCUGAUGACAAUAUUCGUGUGUGAGAUCCUACUCAAGUGGUACCAUGGAUUUUUCAUGUUCUGGAAAAUGGGAUGGAAUGUGUUGGACUUCUUUAUUGUGGCUUCUUUACUGCUGGGACCUUUGCUUAGUAAAGAUUCAGGAAGUCGAGGUGUGCUUAGGAUCCUCAGGGUUCUUCGAGCGUUCAGGAGUUUGAGAAGUAUUAGUUCGUUACCUGGGUUACAGAUUGUGGUACAGACAAUCUUACAGUCCAUUCCUGACAUGGCCAAUAUCGUUCUUCUUCUUGUCAUCAUCAUGUUGGUGUUUUCAGUGAUCGGCAUUACUCUAUUCAGAGACACUGUGCCUAAAUACUUUGGUAGCCUAUCAACUGCCAUGUUUACUUUAUUUGUUUGCCUAACUCAAGAUGGAUGGAUGGAGAUAUUUGGAGCAUUCCAGAGUCAAGGCGACACUACCUACAUUGGUGGAGGGAUUUUCCUUCUCGUCUUUAUUGCCAUCGGGGCUUUCGUCUUUGCUAAUUUGGUGGUAGCUGUGGUGGUCACGAACCUGGAAUUUGCCAUGGUCGCUGUUAAAAACGAAGGAAAAGAAAGAGAAGCCGAUGACCUCAAAAGUAAACUAGAAGCCGAAAAUGACUUGGUAAACAUUGUCAGCCCUGACGAUAUUCCUGCCUGUAUUUUCAAUAAGCAGAUGCCUUACCAAGUUCCUGAGUUCAAAAAUCUACCAAUUGAUCAGCUUGAAAAUUACAUCACCGUAAUCUUUGCCCUGGAAAAUAAUCUCGCAGAAUAUAAGAAAAUAAAGGCUGGGAUUGUUGAGAUAUUUUCAGAGGUGUCUGAACUUCAAGAGAAAGCAAAGAAAGAAGGAAUACUAAAAGAAGGAGGAGACAGUCACAACUUACCAAGUCAAGGACAGUUGCCGAUGAGUGGUGAUGUGAUCUCCAACCUGAUGGAAAUGGAGAGUGGACGUGUUUUUGACUCACAUAAAGAUACCUUAUCUACCAUGUUGAAGGAAGGUGCAAAACGCGUGAAACAUGGAUCAAGAAGAUCUUCCCAACGAUCUGCUGGAUUACCAACAACACCUUUCAGUGGCAUAUUCAUCUUUAACUGGAUUCACCAUCACGUCCAUCCUAGUCAAGGGCUCCAUUGACUGUAUUCAAAAAUGCUUGGAACAUCCACACUGUG